This is a messenger RNA of Closterium sp. NIES-65, 1074 nucleotides long. NCBI's taxonomy places the organism in Eukaryota, Viridiplantae, Streptophyta, Zygnematophyceae, Desmidiales, Closteriaceae. The record is from the annotation of a GenBank genome assembly.
AUGGCUACCCCCAGUGUUCUCGCUUUUGACGCUGAGGGUCGAGCCAUUGACUUUGAGAUUUGGGUGGAUGACCUGCAGCUUUUCCUACAGUGCGAUAGGGCAGACGGUCUUUCCCUCUUUGACCUCACCUCUGGUGCUUCCCCUGCCCCUACUGCCGAUGCCGACGCCACUGUUCGCUCCCAAUGGGCCACUCGCGAUGCUGCUGCACGUCUUGCCGUGCGUCGCCACCUGCCUACCACUGAGCGCGCGCACUUUAGCCAGUACAAGAGUGCUCUGACCUUCUACGACGCUGUCGUUGCACGCUACUCCUCCCCUGCCACUACUGCACUGAGCCGCCUCAUGCUACCGUACCUCUUUCCUGACCUUGCUGCCUUUCCCACAGUCGCUCACCUCAUUACGCAUCUCCGCACUAGUGACACUCGCUACCGCGCCGCGCUUCCUGCUGAGUUCUGCGCCAAGAACCCCCCCCCAUUCUGUCCCACCACUCUCACUGUUGACCUCCUAGAGAAGGCCCUCCUAGCGGCGGAGAAGAGCAGAGUUGCUGUAGGAGCCUCUCGUGGUGACCCUCGCACCCCCAUCUUUGAGGGGUGUUCCCCUUCCCCCCUGUUGCCCUCUGUCGCCUCUGCUGCUGCGGCCGACCUCGUUGGUCUUGAGUCGGUCGGUGCGGCGUCUGCCCCUAGCGGGAGACGCCGCUCUAGCAAGGGCAAGGGGGGCAAGGGCGCGGGUGGGGCUAGCGGGGGUGGUGGAGUUGGCGGUGGGGGUGGCGGGGGGAGUGGGGGUGGCGGUGGGAGUGGUGGCGGGGGUGGAGGUGGCGGUGGCAGCGGCGGAGGCGGAGGCGGCGGUGGCGGUAGCGGUGGGAGCAGAGGCGGCGGUGGCGGCAGAGGUGGAGGCGGCGGUGGUGGAGGAGGUGGAGCUGGUCGGGGUGGUGCUUCUCAGCGGAGCGGCUUCGGGAGUAGUCAGCGCCAGCAGCAGCAGCAGCAGCAGCAGCAGCAGCAGCAGCAGCAGCAGCAGCAGCAGCAGCAGCGUUCUCGAGACAUCCCCCCUCCUCAGCAGCUCCGUGAGUGCCCCCUCUAG